AUGAACCGAGCCCAAAGCAGUGCGUCGCUCAAGGGCAAAGACACGCCAGAGAAGCCGCGGCGGUCGGUGUCCAUUCUGCACCUGCCCGACCGCGAAAACGAACAUCUGCACAGACACACGUCGGUGGAAACACUGCCGGACCUGCUGCGAACGGGCAUUCGAACCGGCCAGAAAAUGUCGCGCGAGUACUCGGAGGGCGUGGAGGGCGGUCUGUGGCGGGUGGCCAGUGGAGACGACAUGGGUCUGAGUCUGGAUCUGUCGGCGGCCCAGCUGCCUGCGGCGGUGCGAUCUCGAAGCCGAGGCUCGCGGCCCGGCAGUCAUGGCGACUCUCGAUCCGGCAGCCGAACCAACUCGCGGGCGCCCAACUCGCGGAUCCACUCGCGGUCGCGCCUGGCGCUCAAUCUCGACCAUAACGUGCUCGACCACUACCCCAACCAGCACAAUGUCUUUCUCCGAACCCCCGGCGUGGACGAGGCCGGUGCCCAGGGCGUCAAGGGUAACGAGAACUCUACCUUCUUCAUCGACGGCACCGACAAUUACGACAGUGAAGACGAGGAGUACGACUACGUCUUCAACCCCAACAACGACGAUGAGAUUCUGCUGAGAACCCACAUUGACCGGUACGACGAAGACGACGACUCCGCCAACUUCUCCACCGGCUUGUACCGCACAUUUGCCAAGAUUAUGGACAAGAUUGCCGGCAUUGACGACAAGAGCUACGAUCUGCACGAGGCGGUCAUGUCGCGAAGUGACCACACAAAGAUCAAGGUGGCGCCAAAACGCAAGAGCAGCACCAGCACCAUCUCGGCCACAAAGCCACAGACCAUUUCGUCGCGCCAGGCCCGGUUUCUGGUGCGGGACGAGGCCCAGAAGCAAAAGGGAGACGUGGUCAUGGUGCUGGGUGCCAUUGAACACGUAUUUGGUUAA
This is a messenger RNA of Yarrowia lipolytica CLIB122, 927 nucleotides long. RefSeq lists its product as uncharacterized. The record is from RefSeq and is a predicted model, not a curated record. Lineage: Eukaryota; Fungi; Ascomycota; Dipodascomycetes; Dipodascales.